GGUGGCGGAACCGGGGGCGGCGGCGAUUCCGAGGGCGAAGUGACCGGCGCGCUGAGCGCCGCCUUCAGCGGUCCCAAGAUCGCCUUCUACGUGGGUCUUAAGAGCCCCCACGAAGGCUACGAGGUGCUCAAGUUCGACGACGUGGUCACCAAUCUCGGCAAUCACUACGACCCCACUACGGGCAAGUUCAGCUGCCAGGUGCGUGGCAUCUACUUCUUCACCUACCACAUCCUCAUGCGCGGCGGCGACGGCACCAGCAUGUGGGCGGACCUCUGCAAGAACGGGCAGGUCCGGGCCAGCGCCAUUGCGCAGGACGCCGACCAGAACUACGACUAUGCCAGCAACAGCGUGGUGCUGCACCUUGAUUCAGGGGAUGAGGUGUACGUGAAGCUGGACGGCGGGAAGGCGCACGGAGGCAAUAACAACAAAUACAGCACGUUCUCGGGCUUUCUUCUGUACCCGGAUUAGAGGCGCAGGGAGCGCGAGGUGGGGCCUCUAGGCCGCCCUAGGCCCACGGGGGCGCUCUGCUCUUUGUGGAGGACCGCUCUUGCUUCCUGACACUUCAUGACACUUCCUGACAUCGUUGGAAAAGACACAUCCUUGCUGUCCUUCCUGCCCCUCUCCCGACCUCAGUCGUGUCUGCCACUCGCCACGCUCUGGGCUGUGCUUCUGGCCCCUGUCCCCAACCCAGGAAGGGCGAGGGGGAUGCCCAAGUGGAGAAAUGGGUGUGAACCUGAACCCCAGCGAGGCAGCAGCACAGACUUGGCAAACUGAUUAGACUGGACAGGUGCGGCCGGGAUACCUGCCCUCUUCCUGUCCCCCUCCUCCUCCCAGUGUCCUGAGAUUCAGGGCUCCCAGCCCUGGCCACUGAUGUCGGCCAAAGUGAGCAAGAGCUCCCUGGCAUGUUGUUCUUUGUGACCUAAAAUACUUGGCAAAUGUCCCUGUCCAUCAGCCAAAAUCCCACCCUCAGCAGAAUCCCAGCAAACAGAAAAAUCACCUCCCCACCGCGGUCCCGCCUCAGAUCCACCACGAUGCAUUAAAUUAUGUUUUUAGACUCUGGGCUUCAAUGUCUGUAUCAGCGUGGCCCCAGGACCGGGCCUCCAGAUGUCCUCCUUGACCAUAAAUACCUAGAAUACCUCCAUCUAUGCCCGGCUGGCCAGCCUUUUCCCUGCCACCUGGGGUGGGUGAAAAGAUGUGGGGAGAUGUGACAGCAGCAUGUCACCCUGAUGGGGAGGGGGAGUCUCCACUGGGCAGAGCAGCAGCCCUGAACUGCAGGGGCCUAGAGGUGGGUGGGAGGGAGAGUUAGAGGGUGACAGGAGAGGGAGGUUUGGAUCUUCAGGCUACCAGCCUAGAAGGAGGUCAAAGGACAGGAGUUUCUGGAGAAGGAAAAGGAAGAGGAGGCGUUUCAGCAAAAUGAGAGGCAUGAAAGAGGCAUUAGCCAUCAGGUGAUCUCUGAGCUGUUUGCCCCUAAAAGGAAGUGUAGAAGUCCCCGAAGAAACACACCCACUCAGGCACAUAGUCCACUCUGUAUAUGUUAACACACCCCCCAGCUGGGUCCGUCCUCCGUUAAGGAGCUGGUAAACUGCUGGUAAACUGGGGCAAUUCUGUGGACCAUCCAGCUCCCUGAAGUCACCCAGAGCUGUGUGGUAAGUGAGAUAAGCUGUAUUCCUUGGGGUGGGACACCCCUUUUGGAGGGGUCUUCCCUUCCCGUGUACACAAGGAUGUGGGGCACCUGUCCUCAACCCACUGUGUUUAUUUGGUCUCCCCUUCCUCCCUGUCAUCAUUCCAAACACACAAGUUAGGCAAACACCCCACAUGCUGUUGAUUUUUUUCUUUUGACUAUUUUCUGUUCUGUUUUUAGAUCAUUGAGUUCCAGCAAACAGUAAGUUAUCUACAAAAUAACUGGUUAGCAACCUGUUAGUAUUUACAGAGCUCGUUUUGACCAGUUAUUGGAAGGGAAACGUGAGUGUGUACACAGAGGCGAUCUCAGAGUGUGCAUACCUGUUUAAAGCUAGAUACACACACACACACCCAUGUAGAUGUUAUGUUGUGGUUGUCAUCACUAAUCCAUGUUACACAUGUGCACACGUACAGUUAUUCAUAGACUCCUGUCAAUGUGGUGUGUGACAGUGUUCAUGGCUAUCUGUCUGCCCCCAAAUCGCACUGUGCUUAACUUCGAUUCCUGGAAGAUGCUGAAAGGUGUGUCCCUUUCAGACAAUUAUACCCCCUGCCUCGAGUCCUGACUCUGUUGCUGUUCCUCUUUCUGCUCUUAUUUUAUUUGAAUAAUGUUUUAUUGUCAUUCACUUGAAUAUUAGCAAUGAUUGCAUCUGCUUUGAGUCCAGGGAUAAAGUGCUCAAGAGAGCGAGAAGAAAAACAAAUAUAUAUAUAUAUACACAAACACAUACAUACACAAACCACCAUCCUUCCAAUUUCAGAUCCAAAUGAGCCCCA
This is a messenger RNA of Vicugna pacos (alpaca), 2451 nucleotides long. It is a transcript of the gene C1QL2, whose product is annotated as complement C1q like 2. Gene Ontology annotation, molecular function: protein binding. The record is from RefSeq and is a predicted model, not a curated record. Lineage: Eukaryota; Metazoa; Chordata; Mammalia; Artiodactyla; Camelidae.